AUGGCCGGGCUCAAGCUUCAAUCCAUGGUUACUCAACUCUCCGCCUCAUCAAAGCGUGAGAGGAUUGGAGCCAAAGCGAACAAAGUCAAACCACAGAAGAAGCCCAAGAAUGAGACUCCCGUCGCUGUGCGACGGUCUUUACGAACGAGAGGAACGCUGGCUGAUUCCAAAAGCAUCGAUAGCGAUCUAUUUGACUCUUCAGUGAGAAGCCCUAACUCUCAGUCCACGUCACCGUCGAAGCCGUCGGCUCCUAAGAUUGGAACAGAGUUUGGUGGAUAUAGGGUUUGUAAAGAGGAGACCAUUUUGAGUACUGGGAUAAAAUCUGACCCGGGUGAGUCUUUAGGCACAGAGUUUGUUGGAGAUAGGGUUUGUAAAGAGGAUGAUUAUUGGGUUGAUAUGACUUUGAAUCCGGAGAAUAUUGCUCGGGUUAUGCAGGAUAGAACAAUGGCUGUGAAAUUUUUUCCUUGUAGUAGCUCUAGGGUUGUUGUGGUUGGGAGCAAUGGUGGUGAUGUUGGCAUUUGGAAUCUUGAUCAUGCGAAUGGGAUUGAAGAACAAGAUGAUGGGGUUUAUACGUAUCAUACUCACUCGGGUCUUGUUUCUGGGAUUUCGAUUCACUGA
This is a messenger RNA of Humulus lupulus (European hop), 618 nucleotides long. RefSeq lists its product as uncharacterized. The record is from RefSeq and is a predicted model, not a curated record. Gene Ontology annotation, cellular component: nucleus. The transcript has 3 exons. Gene Ontology annotation, molecular function: DNA binding; protein binding. Bases 1 to 618 code for a protein of 205 amino acids. Lineage: Eukaryota; Viridiplantae; Streptophyta; Magnoliopsida; Rosales; Cannabaceae. Gene Ontology annotation, biological process: regulation of DNA damage checkpoint.